AUGACGUCCGCCGUAGCCACUCUCACCCUAGGAUCUUCCGCCAUUAGCCCUUCCCUUCCCCCAAACUCGCACCAGACAGAUAUGCUGGUGUUCCCGGCCUCUUCCCAGGAGGGAGAGCGCGCCACCUCCGCCUCCGUGUCUCCGCCCUUAUUACCCGUCUCGGCAUCGACAUCUGGUCAAUCCGAGACUCUGAGUACGCGUCCUACAAGUCAGAAUAUGGAAAGCCAGGCUGCACCAUGUUCUGAAGGCCCUAUUUCCAACGCCGGGCUUUCUGCCCUAGCCUCUGCUGCGUCUGCCCCGACAUCAUAUCUCCGAGCCUAUGAUGCCACUGAGAAUGUGUGUAACAACCAUAACGCGACCCAGAGCAUGAACUACGCCACUUCUUCGCCAAGUGCUACCACCGGCGGUUCGGGAGCGGCUUCGAGUCCGCAAUAUCAGUCCGUUUGCCAGAACUGUGGCACCUCGAAAACGCCCCUGUGGAGAAGAGAUGGCAUGGGAGCCGUCCUCUGCAACGCUUGCGGUCUUUUCCUCAAACUCCACGGUCGCCCGCGCCCAUUGAACCUGAAAACAGACGUAAUCAAGAGCCGUAAUAGGGUCAAGACCUCGGGGCAAGGCUCCAAGCGGAAGCCAGCAGUUGACGUAAAUGGGACUCCUACCUCCAAAGCCGAUGCAAUGGCUGCCACCGGAGCAUACGGCUUUCCUAGAGCGCGAAAAACAUCACCUCGGUCUGACCGCUCGAAUUCUCCGCUAUCGCGUACCGAUACCCCCAACUUCGCUCACAACAAUAAUAUCGCCCCCCAAAACGUGUUCGAUGGUGUCGCUUUGUCGGAACAUGGUAUUAAUCCAUCCACCGCAGGAUUCUCAGCGUUACAACUACAACAGCCAUCCCCGGGAUCAAGCACGUCGUCCAACGAUCGGCAUCUAGAGAUGGCGCAAACAUACGAAGGCUUAGUCGCGGCGAAUACCUCGCUAAAAACUCGUGUCAGCGAGCUGGAAGUGAUCAAUGAGCUGUUUCGUGGGAGGGUAACACAAUUAGAACAAAGCGAAGAGGCCUCGAGGAGGUCAGAGCUGAACGUGCGGGACUCUGAACUGCAUUUGAGACGCUCUCUGGAAGAGGCUCAGAAGCGGGAGGAAGAGCUGAAACGCAAGAUAAGCGAGCUAGAACAAGAGUUGAAUGAAUACAAACAGAGCGACAACUGCGGGAACCCGGUAGAACCAGAAGCCAAAAAAGCGCGUCUUUCUGACAAUACCAUCGGACCGCCCGCCAACCCCACCAUCGAAGCUUCCUAG
This is a messenger RNA of Coccidioides posadasii C735 delta SOWgp, 1290 nucleotides long. The record is from RefSeq and is a predicted model, not a curated record. NCBI's taxonomy places the organism in Eukaryota, Fungi, Ascomycota, Eurotiomycetes, Onygenales, Onygenaceae.